AAAGGCGUCAGUUUGUUUUGGAGAAUCAAUGAGCAAUGGCGAUAAAUAAGAACGGAACCGAGGUGCAAGCCAUGAUUGAGGAAAAUAACGAAGAACAAUCCUACUUACAUUUAAUUCGAGAUAUCUUGAGCAAGGGAAACAAACGGCUAGAUCGUACCGGUGUUGGCACCAUGUCCAUAUUUGGUGCCCAGAUGCGUUUUAGUCUUCGAGACGGAGUUAUACCUUUGCUCACUACAAAAAAAGUGUUCUUCAGAGGUGUUGCUGAAGAGCUACUGUGGUUUAUCAAAGGCUCGACUAAUGCAAAAGAUUUGCAAGCUAAAGGAAUACAUAUUUGGGACGGUAACAGCACCAGAGAAUACUUGGACUCUUGUGGUUUUGUGGACAGGGAAGAAGGUGAUUUAGGACCAGUGUAUGGCUUUCAAUGGCGGCACUUUGGUGCUAACUAUGGAACAUGUCACGAUGAUUAUAACGGUAAAGGUAUUGAUCAGCUGGCUGAAAUAAUCGAGAAGAUAAAGAACAACCCUUAUGAUCGUCGAAUCAUCAUGAGCGCCUGGAAUCCUAUGGACAUCCCGAACAUGGCACUUCCCCCUUGCCAUUGUUUGGCCCAAUUUUACGUAGCAGAUGGGGAACUGUCCUGCCAGAUGUAUCAACGGUCGGCCGACGUAGGUCUGGGCGUACCCUUCAAUAUUGCAAGCUACUCCUUGCUCACACACAUGAUUGCCCACGUCACUGGACUUAAGGCAGGAGACUUCAUUCAUACAACUGGUGACACUCACAUUUAUUUAAACCACGUUGACGCUCUACGUAAGCAACUGAAAAGAAAGCCAUCAAAAUUUCCAACACUAGCAUUUAAACGAAAGGUAGAUUCAAUCGAUGAUUUUUGCUUCGAUGAUUUUGAAAUAAAAAAUUAUAACCCGCAGUCAACCAUUAAAAUGCAAAUGGCAGUUUAAAGGACUGGCUUCGAUAAUUUACUACAUAUUCACUGCAAAUGUGUCAGUAAAUUCGUUUAAAAAUAUACGCUACAAAAAUGUAAGUGAUUUUGAAGAAUUACAAAAGGUAAAAUAAAACAGAACUAAGAGAACAGAGCAGAAAAACUAGUUGAAUAACAU
Messenger RNA from Anopheles coustani, 1109 nucleotides. RefSeq names its product thymidylate synthase. Gene Ontology annotation, cellular component: mitochondrion; cytosol. Gene Ontology annotation, biological process: dTMP biosynthetic process. The transcript has 3 exons. Lineage: Eukaryota; Metazoa; Arthropoda; Insecta; Diptera; Culicidae. The record is from RefSeq and is a predicted model, not a curated record. Gene Ontology annotation, molecular function: thymidylate synthase activity. The coding region runs from base 36 to 950 and encodes 304 amino acids.